Molecule: messenger RNA, 645 nt
Organism: Stegastes partitus (bicolor damselfish)
Lineage: Eukaryota; Metazoa; Chordata; Actinopteri; Pomacentridae
Gene: fgf17
Product: fibroblast growth factor 17
Exons: 5
Coding region: 1-645 (214 amino acids)
Molecular function (GO): growth factor activity
Source: RefSeq, a predicted model, not a curated record
AUGUAUGGAAUAAACCAGCGCUGCAUUUACAUAUCGUUCAAUUUGUUUGUGCUGUGGUGUCACGCUCAGGGGGAGAAUCACCCGUCUCCUAAUUUUAACCAGUAUGUGAGGACGCAGGGCGCAGUGACGGAUCAGCUCAGCCGCAGACAGGUCAGGGUUUACCAGCUCUACAGCCGCACCAGCGGGAAGCACGUCCAGAUUCAGGGCAAAAGGGUCAGCGCCACCGCCGAGGAUGGAAACUUGUACGCUCGUCUGUUUGUUGAGACAGACACCUUUGGCAGUCGAGUGAGGAUAAGAGGUGCAGAAAGUGGGCGUUACCUCUGCAUGAAUCGGAAGGGCAAACUUGUCGGAAAGCCCAACGGCCGCAGCAGGGAUUGUAUCUUCACAGAGAUAGUACUGGAGAACAAUUACACAGCCUUCCAGAAUGCUGAGUAUGAGGGCUGGUAUGUGGCUUUCACCAGGAAAGGGAGGCCCAUUAAAGCCUCCAGGACGAGAGAGAACCAGAGAGAGGUCCAUUUCAUUAAGAGGCUACACACAGGCCCGCCCCCCUUUCCCAACAUGGACCAAAGCAAACACUUUGACUUCAUCCGAUUUCCAGGCACACGUCGAGCGAAGCGGAACAGGAAAUCACGUACCUCUUCCUAA